ACACAUUUUGAAUACUUGAAUAUACAUUCGGGUGGUUUUAAACGCUUAUAUGCGUAUAGGGUCAAACAAAUGUGAGCUAAGAUAUAGUGGUGUCGUCAUGGCUGCCUUUAAACUGCUUUCAUUUUGAGUGAACGGAGCAGUUUUAGUGGUUAAAACCCGUUUAGUAUUAGUGUUUGUACCAGUGAGUUGAUAACAGAAUAGAUAAGAUUUUGUUACAGCGUACACAUGAGUUGUGUAAAGGCUUGUUGCAGUGGUCACAAGGUGCCGCCAACAUGGCUAUGGUGAAGAGUGGCUGGCUCCACAGGCAAAGUACCAUACUGCGGCGCUGGAAGAGGAACUGGUUUGACUUGUGGUCGGACGGACGCCUGGUCUUCUACAACGACCAGCAGCGCCGGGACAUGGAGGACGACAUUCACAUGAGGGUGGACUGCAUCAACAUCCGCGGUUGCGCCGCGUGUCAAGAGUUGAACCCUCCGGACGGGAAGACGCGCGACGCUUUGCUGCAGAUCGUGUGCAGGGAUGGAAGGGUUAUCAGCCUCUGCGCGGACAGUGCGGAUGAUGCCCUGGCGUGGACCAUGGCACUGCAGGAUGCCAGAAUUAAUACGAUGGUCGCAACUCCUCAGGUGGGCUUCACGCCGGAGGUGAUGGAGCCCGCUCCACCGCCAUACUCAGAAUACGCCACCCCACCCCAGUUCUACACUCAGGGCCAGUACGGAGAUUAUGGUGCAUCUUCUCCGCAAGCGACGCAGAUAGUCUAUGCUGCCGACGGGCAGCCCUACGCCGUCGCAUACCCUUAUCAGUACCCAGGUGGCUACACCGCGCCCGGCGUCAACCACGUGGUGAUCCAGGAGCGCCAGCGCGACAACGGCGGGGACGUGGCCAUGGGCAUGCUGGCGGGAGCGGCGACGGGUCUGGCACUGGGCUCGCUCUUCUCCGUCUUUUAAGUAGUUUGUGCGUUGCCGUUUGUCUACUAGAGCAAAUGUCGCUUCCUGUCCACUCCACACGUUUAUGCAGCAAUCUGCUUCCUCUCUGCCUACGACGCGUUCAGGACGGUCCUGAAAUAUUCAAUUAACUUCCGCACUUUCCCCAAAGCUUUCAGACAUCACGAUGCUGGUUGAUUUCUAUCCAUCCAUUUUCUGUAGCGUUUUCCCCAUGAGGGUGGCACCUGAGCUGGUGUCCGUCCAAGGCCGGAAAGUAGUCACGGCGCUUCACUUUUUCCACAUUUAUUUCUGUCCAGUGUGAACCCCAGCAUGUUAACGGUUCGGCAUUCAAGAAUUUGCUGAUUUUUGGGGGGAACCUAUUCCUCGUUAUUCGCUGAAAAACUUAAUUAUCUGCCCAAGGAAGUAAAAUAUAUUCAGGUUAGUUGAGAAAUUUCAUUUCAAUAUAAGUGUUGUGGCACCAUCUUGUGGCAUCAUUGGUGAUUUUUGCUGUUUGCGGUGUGAUUCCUAUACAUGUGAUGUCUUUGUUUAAAAAAAAAAAAAAAAAAAAAAAACACAUUUGUUAAAAAAAACUAAUCCCUUUUGAAAUAAGCCUAACAAAGCAAAAUGUGGAAAAAGCAAAGAGCUGUGAAUACUUUGCAGAUGCACUGAACACCCUGGACUGGCUGAUGAUGAAGAAAUCCCCGCAGAACAUGCAAACUCCAGAAAUUCGAACCAGGAACCUUUUGGCGGUGAGGCAGAAGCGUUAAUUAUGAUUUAAUUUCUUCUUCAGCAGCAUUUUUUAGUGAACAAUAGAUACAUCGAUUUAUCAUUGGACAGCACAGCGAUGCGCGCGGCUAUCACCUCUGCCUCACAGUCAGAGGUUCUGGGUUCGAAUCUCUGCUUCAAUAAUUUCAGGAGUCUUCAAUUAACCUCACUUGUGUUUGGAAUGGGAGGAAGCAUGGGUACCCAGAGAAAACCCACACGAAUGAAUCUGGUCAAACGCUCUCUAUCGUAAAGCCUUUAGGAACAUUUGAACAUUCUUGUAUUGACAUUAAUUAACUGUACUUCUCACAUUGUACUGGUUAUCGUCACACUCCCCCCCCCCCCCCAUCACUGGUAUCCUGAUGUGGUGGUGGCAUGACAAAAAAGAAAAAGAAAAAACAACUCACUUAUUACUUCACUACCAUUUGAUGGGUGUUGAAUUCAAAUAUCCAUGUUAACAUGGAGGCCUGGCUGUGAUCAACUGUAAAUUGUACCACUUUUAGGGUUACUGUACGUUGAUCUUAAGAGCCAUAUAUUUUUUGUUUGUUUUCUACUGUGUCGUUCGUUAUAUGUUGGAUUUUUUUCCCCCACAUUUUUUGUUUGUAAAACAUGGUACACCAUUUGAUUUGGAAUGUGGUCAUAUGACAACGUUAGCUCUUCUCGAUCAACUAGCUCAAAUUCACGUAAUCUGUUAGGUACACCAGCUACACUCCUCAUUUACCUUUCAUCCAAAGAAAGAAAAGUUUCUCCAUAGGCUGGUCUGCAGUCUUCUACGUCCAUGCCUUUCUAAUUUCCUCAUGUAUUAUUAGUUGCGUCUUCCCUUUUUCACAAAGGCAUGGAGUGAAAACAGAAGUUAAAUGUGAUCGUUUUGUUUCAUACUGGCAGCUCCUAUAUGGUGUGUUUCAUUACAUUUCGUUGAGCCGAUUUUGUUUGUGUGGAGAUCCAGUUACAUUUUCAUUUCAGCUCAGUCUGACAUUGACUAUUUGUUCUCAGUAUCUCAGUAAAAAAUAAGUUAAUUUAUAGCACUAACGGAAGCAAUGUGUGAAACUCAAUGAUGUUAUUUCCUAGCAAAGAUAUCAAGCUAAAUGUACUUGAUUAUAAAUAAACCCACAUUUAAAUGUAUAACUGUUUAGCUGAGAGAUGUAUUUUAACAAAUAAAUGUAUUCACAAUAUCA
Messenger RNA from Phyllopteryx taeniolatus (common seadragon), 2857 nucleotides. It is a transcript of the gene plekhb2, whose product is annotated as pleckstrin homology domain containing, family B (evectins) member 2. Bases 273 to 944 code for a protein of 223 amino acids. Lineage: Eukaryota; Metazoa; Chordata; Actinopteri; Syngnathiformes; Syngnathidae. The record is from RefSeq and is a predicted model, not a curated record. Gene Ontology annotation, biological process: regulation of cell differentiation. The transcript is spliced from 8 exons. Gene Ontology annotation, cellular component: membrane.